AUGGAACGUGCUCGGCGGCUCGCUAACGGGCCAAUUCUCAGACGCCUGGUUUCUGAGACUAAGCACCACCGCCCGAAUGAAUCAAUUACUAGCUCUUCCUCUUCGUCCCCAGUGUUGUAUUCGCCUUCGAGGUAUGUUUCCUCAUUGUCUCCUUGUGUAUUCCAUGGAAAAAGUAGCAGAUCAGAUGUGUUACUAGGGAGGAAUGUGUCAUAUAAUGUUGGAUUCGGUAUUGGGUCUCAAGUUAGAUCAGUAUCAAUCGAGGCUUUGAAACCAAGUGAUACUUUUCCCCGUCGCCAUAACUCUGCAACCCCAGAAGAACAAACAAAAAUGGCUGAAACUUGUGGGUUCCCUAGCCUUGAUUCGCUAAUAGAUGCCACGGUGCCUAAAUCGAUUCGUAUUGAAAACAUGAAGUUUUCUAAGUUUGAUGAAGGUUUAACUGAGAACCAAAUGGUUGAGCAAAUGAAAAAAUUAGCUUCUAAGAAUAAGGUUUAUAAGUCUUUUAUUGGAAUGGGUUACUAUAACACCUUUGUCCCACCUGUUAUUUUGAGGAACAUUAUGGAAAAUCCGGGUUGGUAUACCCAGUACACUCCAUACCAGGCUGAGAUUGCGCAGGGUCGUCUCGAGUCCCUGCUUAAUUAUCAGACCAUGAUUUCGGAUCUUACCGGUCUCCCCAUGUCAAAUGCAUCGUUACUCGACGAAGGAACUGCUGCAGCAGAGGCGAUGGCUAUGUGUAAUAAUAUUCACAAGGGGCAGAAGAAAACUUUCAUUAUUGCUAGCAACUGCCACCCGCAGACCAUUGAUGUUUGUAAGACUAGAGCUGACGGUUUUGAUCUUAAAAUAGUUGUUGCUGAUCUCAAAGACUUUGACUACAAAUCAGGCGAUGUUUGUGGGGUACUGGUACAGUAUCCGGGAACUGAGGGUGAAGUUUUGGACUAUGGGGAGUUCAUAAAGAAUGCACAUGCGAAAGGGGUUAAGGUUAUUAUGGCAAGUGAUCUGUUGGCAUUGACGAUGUUAAAGCCUCCUGGUGAAUUGGGUGCAGAUAUUGUUGUUGGCUCGGCACAGAGGUUUGGGGUUCCGAUGGGGUAUGGAGGUCCUCAUGCAGCUUUCCUUGCCACUUCGCAAGAGUACAAGAGGAUAAUGCCUGGAAGAAUUAUUGGUUUGAGCAUUGAUUCUUCAGGAAAACCUGCUCUGCGCAUGGCAAUGCAGACAAGGGAGCAACAUAUCCGGAGGGCCAAGGCCACCAGCAAUAUCUGCACUGCACAGGCGUUGCUUGCAAACAUGGCUGCUAUGUAUGCUGUCUACCAUGGUCCAGAAGGCCUUAAAACCAUUGCCCAAAGGGCACAUGCUCUUGCUGGGACAUUUGCUGCUGGACUGAAGAAACUCGGGACAGUAGAAGUUCAGGGGCUUUCCUUCUUCGACACUGUGAAAGUUAAAUGUGCUGAUUCCAAGGCAAUUGUGGAUGCUGCUUACAAGAGUGAGAUGAAUCUGCGGAUUGUUGACCAAAAUACCAUCACUGUUUCUUUUGAUGAAACAGCCACCUUAGAGGAUGUGGAUAAGCUGUUUAAAGUUUUCGCAUGUGGCAAACCAGUACCAUUUACUGCUGCAUCUAUCACACCAGAGGUUCAUAAUAUGAUCCCUCCAGACCUUGUAAGGCAGAGCCCUUUUCUGACUCACCCAAUCUUCAACUCGUACCACACAGAGCAUGAGCUGCUUAGAUACAUUCAUAAACUACAAUCAAAAGAUCUUUCACUAUGCCAUAGCAUGAUUCCCUUGGGUUCUUGUACGAUGAAGUUGAAUGCAACAACAGAGAUGAUGCCUGUGACAUGGCCUAGCUUUAGUGAUAUUCAUCCAUUCGCUCCUACUGAGCAGGCUGAAGGUUUUCAGGAAAUGUUCAAAGAUUUGGGUGAAUCAUUGUGUACCAUCACUGGUUUUGAUUCUUUCUCUUUGCAACCCAAUGCUGGCGCUGCUGGCGAGUAUGCUGGUCUCAUGGUCAUUCGUGCAUAUCACAAGGCGAGAGGAGACCAUCAUCGCAAUGUUUGCAUUAUACCUGUCUCUGCGCAUGGGACAAAUCCUGCAAGUGCUGCAAUGUGUGGAAUGAAAAUUGUUUCUGUGGGAACUGAUGCCAAGGGAAACAUCAACAUUGAAGAGUUAAGGAAGGCUGCUGACGCAAAUAAGGAGAACCUGUCUGCCUUUAUGGUUACAUAUCCUUCAACCCAUGGAGUUUACGAAGAAGGCAUUGAUGAGAUAUGUAAGAUAAUUCAUGACAACGGGGGUCAAGUUUACAUGGAUGGGGCCAACAUGAAUGCACAGGUUGGUUUGACUAGCCCGGGUUGGAUUGGUGCUGAUGUUUGCCAUCUUAAUCUCCACAAAACUUUCUGUAUUCCCCAUGGUGGAGGUGGUCCUGGCAUGGGUCCCAUUGGUGUGAAAAAACACUUGGCACCUUUUCUGCCAUCACAUCCUGUGGUAACUACAGGAGGUAUACCGUUGCCUGACAAGAUUCAACCACUUGGUACCAUUUCUGCUGCGCCUUGGGGUUCUGCACUUAUUUUGCCUAUAUCAUACACCUACAUUGCCAUGAUGGGGUCCAAGGGGUUGACAGAAGCAUCAAAGAUAGCUAUCUUGAAUGCAAACUACAUGGCAAAACGAUUGGAGAACCAUUACCCCAUUCUUUUCCGCGGUGUCAAUGGAACAGUCGCUCAUGAAUUCAUUGUCGAUUUGAGGGGCUUCAAGAAUACUGCUGGUAUAGAGGCUGAAGAUGUUGCUAAACGUCUUAUGGACUAUGGAUUUCACGGACCAACAAUGUCAUGGCCUGUUCCAGGCACACUCAUGAUUGAACCUACUGAAAGUGAGAGCAAGGCGGAGCUAGACAGGUUUUGUGAUGCUCUGAUUUCCAUUAGAGAAGAAAUUGCACAGAUUGAGAAAGGAAAAGCAGAUAUUAACAACAAUGUCCUCAAGGGAGCUCCUCAUCCACCAUCACUGCUCAUGGCAGAUGCAUGGACAAAACCUUACUCUCGGGAAUAUGCUGCCUUCCCUGCUCCUUGGCUCCACUCAUCCAAGUUCUGGCCUACCACAGGGCGUGUCGACAAUGUGUACGGUGACCGCAACCUUAUCUGCACCCUUCUCCCGGCAUCACAGGUUGUUGAAGAACAAGCUGCUGCUAUGGCUUAAUCUUCAGUACAACACCGCACUGCAGAUCUCAAAAUUCCUUCAUAUUUUAUAACCUCAUGUAUAUAAAAAGAAAAAAAAGAAAAAACAUGUUCAUAUGCUUCUUUUAUGGAAGCUGACUUUUUAUCUUAUUUUAUAUUCAUAAUCAGCUGCUCCAAUAACAAUUGUUGCUAACUGCAGCUCAAAUGUUGUAAUUAUCAGUUUUUCUUCCUUUAGCUCUAUUUGAUUUCUAAUUUGAGAAGCUACAUAUACCAUUAUUUGUCUAAUCAGAAUUUGAUUAUUUUAUGAACGUAUUCAGUAAA
Messenger RNA from Camellia sinensis, 3467 nucleotides. Its product is annotated as glycine dehydrogenase (decarboxylating), mitochondrial. Gene Ontology annotation, cellular component: apoplast; chloroplast envelope; mitochondrion. Gene Ontology annotation, molecular function: glycine dehydrogenase (decarboxylating) activity; glycine binding; pyridoxal phosphate binding. The record is from RefSeq and is a predicted model, not a curated record. Lineage: Eukaryota; Viridiplantae; Streptophyta; Magnoliopsida; Ericales; Theaceae. Gene Ontology annotation, biological process: glycine decarboxylation via glycine cleavage system.